Messenger RNA from Punctularia strigosozonata HHB-11173 SS5, 1815 nucleotides. RefSeq lists its product as uncharacterized. NCBI's taxonomy places the organism in Eukaryota, Fungi, Basidiomycota, Agaricomycetes, Corticiales, Punctulariaceae. The transcript has 2 exons. Bases 1 to 1815 code for a protein of 604 amino acids. The record is from RefSeq and is a predicted model, not a curated record.
AUGUCCAGCACCGCCAGCAGCCCGUCCUUGUCCCCGACGCGCGGCGCACACCGUCGCCUCUCCGCCCGCCGCGGCUCCGUAUCCGCCAUCGAUCCCUGGGGCAAGUACAAGGAGAUCAACCUCAACCCGGGCCGCAGCUCGUCCAGCAAGCUCACCAUCGUCCGCGUGCAGGAGCAUCCGGACGAGGGCACGGCCGCGAUCGGCGUCAACAAGCGCCAUUCGUUCGGACACAGUCAUAAGCGUCCGGGCAACCACGGUGCUGGCCCUGGCGACAGUCCGAGGCUGAGCUUUGCAAACCAGUCCUUCGUGCGCCCGAGCAGCCCCACUACUCCGACCAGCCCCGGCUUCAACCGCCCCGGGAGUCCCACUACCGCUCGACCUGGGAGCCCGACGACCUCGCGGCCUCGCUCUCCAGGUCCCACCGGCCAUCGAUCUCUCUCGCACAGGAAGCUUACGCCGGAGGAGAUCUACGAGCUGGCCAAACAGUCCACCAAUCCUCAAUACGCGCCCAAAACCGCCUCUAGCAGCAUCCCAAACACCCCCGUCGCCGCAUCGGCGUCUCUGGCCCCGGCGUCGUUCACCCCACUCACCGACGACAUCCUCCUCCCCUUCAUCGACCGCUCGAGCGAAGUCACCGCGCUCAUCUCCGUCCCGCCCUCCGCGCGUCUCUUCGGCCUUCUGGCCCAGACACUACCCAAAGACGGCACCAACGCGGGCGAUCCUCCCUCCGUUUCGGGCGACCCCCGCAAAUGGAGCUACAGCCAACUGGACUUCUGGAUGAAACACGUCGAUCGAGACCGGGCGGACGACUACACAUGGGUUCGAAAAGCACGUGCGUGCGUUUUGGUGCACAGCGAGCUCAUCUGGGAGCGGAUCAAGGGCGCGCUCGGCGUUCCGCCGGAACUCGACAUGGACGAAGACGCCGAGUGGGAGUACGGUGGCGAGGCGCCAGCCGAAUCGCCCGCAGAGGGCGGUCAGGCGCAGGUCUUCCAGCUGGACGUCGACUCUUCGACGCCCAAGGGCGAGGAAUCAGCGGCCGUACCGAAGCUGGAGAUCGAAGGUCCGUCGCCGGCACAGGAGAUCGAUGACCCCGGGCUCAGCUCCGGCGCGAGCGAUAAUCUAUCGGCUGACGAGCGCGAGAUCACGAUCGAGCCUGUGCUAGUGCCAACCACGCCGCCGCUCGUCGUCAGUGAUACGGCGACCGGCCUCGGCGGGAUUACGGAGGCGGACGAGGAGGAAGAAGAGGCGGCGGACGGUGCCACCCCGCCCACGGAGCCUCCGAAGGAGGCCAUCCAAGGGCUCCGCAUCUGCACCGCGCCGGAGGGCCCGCAAUUCUCUCCGCUCAUGGCGUCCUCGUACUCGCCCAUCCCCUUCGGGCACUCGCCGACGGCAUCGUUCUCCAGCGCCAACAUCGGCUCGCCCAGCCCGUUGCGCCUCGACGGACCCGCGCAGGAGCCCGCGGGGCCCUCGCCGUCGUCCGCGGACGAGAAGCAGCUCGUGUACAAACCCCGAGGGCGCUCGUACAGCUCGAGCUCGAGCUCGUCGUUCUUCAGCCGGGACGGGUACUACGACGCCGUGUCGGAGCGCGGCCCGGGCAACCCGCUCUUCCCCAGCAGCUUUGCGAAGCUGGCCCUGGGGCCGACGUUGAAAGCCAACAUGCGCUCUCCCGUCCCUCCGCCACCGUCGAUAUUCUCCGACCCUCAUGCGAUCAGGAGCGCGCACCGCAAGCUGCCGAGCUGGGCGAAAGGCUGGGACCCGGUCAAGCACGAGUAUGCGCUCACGGCCGCGAGCGGGAGCAGCAUCGGUUACGACUAA